Messenger RNA from Corylus avellana, 1541 nucleotides. RefSeq names its product phenylcoumaran benzylic ether reductase POP1. Gene Ontology annotation, molecular function: oxidoreductase activity. The record is from RefSeq and is a predicted model, not a curated record. Lineage: Eukaryota; Viridiplantae; Streptophyta; Magnoliopsida; Fagales; Betulaceae.
AUUUUUCAUAUAUUCUAACAAAUAACAAGGCCAGCAGCUGACCCCAAUGCUGGAGAAGUCUAUUACAGGUUACUGACGAGGUUCAUGUUUAAUCAAAGCAAAUACACUCUGGACAGUGUCUUGAGUGAACUCUCUUGCCCAUUGUUGUUGCUGUGGGGUGACUUGGACCCAUAUUGAUAAGAUAAGAUAAGCCUUGAUUUCCUAUUCACAUAUGUUGUCCUAUCUAUGACUGGCAUUUAAGCAACUAUUCACUAUCUCCGCAGAUAGUCGCAACUCUCUGCUUUGCUUACACCCACCGCCCAGUCUGCCCCGUUCAUUUUCAUUUCAACUUGUCUCUGAAAUAUGGCUGAAAAAAGCAAGAUUUUGAUCAUCGGAGGGACUGGAUACAUCGGAAAAUACAUAGUGGAGGCAAGCGCAAAAGCUGGGCACCCCACUUUUGCAUUAGUCAGAGAAAGCACAGCUUCUAAUCCCGAAAAGUCUCAUGUCAUUGAGAGCUUCAAGAGCUCUGGGGCGACACUUGUUUAUGGAGAUAUCUAUCAUCAUGAGAGCUUGGUGAAGGCAAUCAAGCAAGUCGAUAUAGUGAUAUCUGCAGUUGGGUCACAGCAGAUAGCUGAUCAGGUGAAGAUUAUUGCUGCCAUCAAAGAAGCUGGAAAUAUUAAGAGAUUCCUCCCAUCCGAGUUUGGAGUGGAUGUGGAUCGUGUCCAUGCUGCAGUGGAGCCAGUUGCUAGCUUUUUCGGGCUCAAGGCUAACAUCAGGAGAUCAAUUGAAGCUGAAGGAGUUCCAUAUACCACCAUCGUUUCUUAUGGCUUUGCUGGCUACCUUUUGCCUCACAUUGGACAGACAGGUGCCACAGCUCCUCCUAGAGAUAAAGUAGUAAUACUUGGAGAUGGAAAUCCCAAAGCAAUUUUUGUCAAGGAAGAAGAUAUUGCAACUUAUACUAUAAAAGCAGCGGAUGAUCCUAGAACCUUGAACAAGAUUCUCUAUCUGAGACCCCCUGCCAACAUUUUGUCUUUUAAUGAGAUUGUCCUCCUGUGGGAGAAAAAGAUUGGCAAGACCCUCGAGAAGAUUUAUGUUCCAGAGGAUCACCUUCUUAAGAAAAUCCAGGAAUCUCCCUACCCCGAUAACUUCCAUAUGUCCAUGGGUCACUCCGUGUUUGUGAAGGGAUCAGGUGGAAACUUUGAGAGUGACACUUCUGUUGGCGUGAAGUCUUCUGAGCUUUAUCCAGAGGUGAAAUACACCACUUUGGAUGAAUUCCUGGAUCAAUUCCUCUAAAACUUGGGCCACUCGAUCGUUUGUCGCAACAUGUUAUUUCUUGCCAUUGUCUAUGUCGCAUUUGCUACUUGUGGUUUGCUCUUAAUUAGGUUAUUUUGUAGCUUGCAAUAGAACAUGUUAAUCUUUUAGCGUUUAAAAUCAAAUUUUCUUUUGCUUUUGUUGAUGGGAGAACCAUAAAAAGUUUCUGUUGAUUUCUGUUUAUUGCUACUUUAAUGUUAUGUGUUGAUAAAGUUGGAGGAUAUAGGACUAUGAAAUUGAACCAGCUUAAA